CUUUUUUUUCGGUGGAUUCUUGAGAUGAGAAGAUCACCGUAGUCAAAUUCAUCUAAAAUCAGAGAAAGUUUGAGAUUCUCAAUCAAAUUGAUGAUCAAUUUCAAUCAAAUACAACUAAAAAAACAGAUCACCUCGAAAUAGCAGCUAGAUCGAUUGGAUUCAGAAUUAGCAGAUUGAUAUUUCAGAAAGAACUAUAAGCUUUUGUACAUUUCGGAUUUUGCUAAAUUCAUUCGAAAAUUUCGAAUAUCACGCUAACUCAAAAAGCACAGCUGCUUCAAUCUCUCUCUACUCAUUCUUCAAGGGUAAAUGGAAGAAAGAGUAGAGAAUGAUGAUAGUGGUCUGAAAACAAAGAAAACAGUUUUUGUAACGGUUGGCACAACUUGUUUUGAUGCUCUUGUUAAAGCUGUUGAUACUCUAGAAGUGAAGGAAGAGCUGUCAAGGAAAGGUUAUACUCAUCUUACCAUUCAAAUGGGUAGAGGAUCCUAUAUUCCCGCAAAGUCAAUGGGAGAAGAGGGUUGCCUCGUCGUGGAUUACUUCACUUUUUCAUCAAGCAUUGCAGACUACCUUAAGUCAGCAUCUCUUGUGAUCAGUCAUGCAGGUUCAGGAAGCAUAUUUGAAACCUUGAAGUUGGGUAAACCCCUAAUUGUAGUGGUAAAUGAGGAUUUGAUGGACAAUCACCAAUGCGAAUUAGCCGAAGAAUUAGCAGAGAGAAAGCAUCUAUUUUAUGGUCGUCCUCAAACGCUCAAUCAGACCAUUAGAAGCAUGGAGUUGGAAACCCUGAUACCUUACAUGCCUGGAGAUGCCACUCCAGUUGCCAAAAUUAUCAAUAGGUUUUUAGGCUUCCCAGAUGACUAGUCUGAGGCUGUGUUAACAACUUUUUAAAACCACACAUACUGUUAAUGCAGACAUGUUCAGGAUUUAUAUUGGCACAUUCAUGUAAAUGUUUUAUACGCUUAAGAUUCUGAAUUCUGUCUGAUUUGUCUCACUGAGGUAGUUGCCUGAAUGCUAUAGUUGAAAGCCAAAUAUAACUUGGAUAUGUUUU
This is a messenger RNA of Papaver somniferum (opium poppy), 1042 nucleotides long. Its product is annotated as UDP-N-acetylglucosamine transferase subunit ALG13 homolog. Gene Ontology annotation, biological process: dolichol-linked oligosaccharide biosynthetic process. The record is from RefSeq and is a predicted model, not a curated record. Gene Ontology annotation, cellular component: UDP-N-acetylglucosamine transferase complex; extrinsic component of endoplasmic reticulum membrane. The coding region runs from base 307 to 855 and encodes 182 amino acids. The transcript is spliced from 4 exons. Lineage: Eukaryota; Viridiplantae; Streptophyta; Magnoliopsida; Ranunculales; Papaveraceae. Gene Ontology annotation, molecular function: hexosyltransferase activity.